UUGUGUUAGAUUAGAAGAACUUUCGCUGGAAGGUAACUACUUCAGGGGAAGUAUCCCCUCAUUGAGUUCUUUGCGAGGUCUUCGGUUAUUAGAUCUAUCAAACAACAAUCUAUCUGGUCAAGUUCCACAAUAUUUGGGUGAUUUUGACUUGCAGCUUUUGAAUCUUUCUUUUAACAGCUUUGAAGGUUCAUUGCCAACAGAAGGUAUAUUUAAAAAUGCAAGUGCAAUUUCCGUGCUUGGAAAUUCGAAGCUAUGUGGAGGUGCACUUGAACUGCAGCUUCCUAAAUGUACCCAAAAAGAGUUAAAUAAGAGUUUCCCAACAUCCACCUUUAAGUUAACCAUCUCAAUAGUUUCUGGAGUUCUUGGGUUGGCCUUGCUCUUUUGUUUCAUAAUAUUUUACAGUUGCAAAAGAAAGAAGACACGUUUGGCAAGCUCUACGAACCACUCCCUCGUACAAGUGUCUUACAGAAGCCUGUACCAGGCUACAGAUGGAUUCUGUUCAGCAAAUUUGUUAGGUAAAGGUGGCUUUGCAUCUGUAUAUAAAGGAUUCAUGGAAAAUAAUGGAGCAAUAUUCGCAGUAAAGGUCUUCAACCUUUUACAACGAGGAGCUUCCAGGAGCUUCUUGGUAGAGUGUGAAGUAUUGAAGAAUUUCAGACACCGGAAUCUGGUUAAAGUACUAACCGCAUGUUCAGGAUUUGAGGAUGAGGGAAAUGACUUCAAAGCUCUGAUUUAUGAAUACAUGGAGAAUGGUAGUUUGGAUGACUGGUUGCACCCAUGCCCAAAUGAAGACAUGUCUUAUGGGGAAACCAAGAAAUUAAACUUUCUCCAAAGGAUGAACAUAGCUAUUGAUGUUGCAUGUGCAUUGGAGUAUCUUCACAACCAUUCCCAUGAAUCAAUAGUGCAUUGUGACCUCAAACCAAGCAAUGUCCUUCUUGAUGAUGAAUUGGUUGCCAUGUUAGUGACUUUGGAGUAUGGGGUUGGCAGUAAAGUGUCUUCCUCUGGUGAUAUCUUUAGCUUUGGCAUACUUCUUCUGGAAAUGUUCACAGGAAAGCGGCCUACUGAUGACAUGUUUAGAGAUGGUCUUGACCUUCAUAAUUUCGUUUUAGCUGCAUUUCCACAUAGAUUGCUAGAGAUAUUGGAUCCAGUACUUCUAGAAAGCAACGAAAUGAAGCGUGACAAAAUUGAGGAGUGUGUGAAUUCAGUGCAUGGAGUAGGGUUUACUUGCUCUGUAGAAUUGGCAAGAGACAGGAUGAACAUUGCCGAUGUUGUUGCUGAACUGCAGUCUAUAAGAAAUGGUAUUUCUGGGACCACUAGGCAGAAACAGGUGAUUGCAUUUCCAGCUUUGUCGAAUGAAGAAUAUUAA
Nicotiana tabacum (common tobacco) is the source of this 1363-nucleotide messenger RNA. The record is from RefSeq and is a predicted model, not a curated record. Lineage: Eukaryota; Viridiplantae; Streptophyta; Magnoliopsida; Solanales; Solanaceae.